Molecule: messenger RNA, 1137 nt
Organism: Leptosia nina
Lineage: Eukaryota; Metazoa; Arthropoda; Insecta; Lepidoptera; Pieridae
Source: the annotation of a GenBank genome assembly
AUGUCCUCAAUAACUGAUGGUGAUGAUGAUACAGAAGAUAUAAUACAGCAGAUAUGUAAUGGUGAUCCUGAAAUUGAAAAGAAGUUAAGAAUAUUAAUGUUAGAAGUAGAAGUGAUACGACAGGAUGGCAGAACAGCACCUGAUUAUUUGAAUGUUUCUCAAUGGGAAAAUCUGCUAGAAUACAAAUCCAGAAACCAAAGAGCUAGCUAUCUUACCUACUUAUGGAAGAAUGAAAAGAAUAGAGAAAAUAAAAAGGCAAAGCAAAAAGCACGGAGAAGAGAGUUAGAAGAGACUGAUGAAGAGGAUUUAAAAGAGUUCCCUGAUGACCUACUUUAUGGUAUUAAACAUCGAUCUUUGUUUUUACGUAUUCGUGAUCAAUCAAUUAAUAAUUUUGACAACUACAGAGCUGUUCGUGCUUUGAUGCAUGGUCAAUCUAUUGUAAUAGAUUGCUCAUAUGAAGAACACAUGGUGAAAAGGGAAACUUUAAAUGCUGCAAAACAGCUUACAUUUGUCUUUGGCGACAACAGACUGCAUAAGGAACCAUUCAAUUUGCACUUAUGUAAUGUAAAUAAAUCAGGAGUUUUUAUGGAACAGUUCAGAAAAAAUGUGCCAUCAAUUGAUGAACCCUGGUUCCCACUUAACAUUCAUAGUGAGAGCUACAUGAACAUUUUUCCACAGGAGAAAUUAGUAUAUUUAACGCCGCAUUGCAGAGAUGAAUUAACACACUUUGAUCAUGAUGCCAUUUACAUUAUAGGGUGUAUGGUUGACAAGACGGUGAAUGACCCACUAUCACUAGCAAAAGCAAAGAAAGACGGUUUAAAAAUGGCAAAACUUCCCUUAGAUCGAUACUUAGAAUGGGCACCUGGGUCAAAGAAGAAUCUGAAUAUAAAUCAUAUGGUUCCAAUUCUCUUGGACCUCAAGACUACUGGGGAUUGGGAAUUUGCGCUACGGCAUAUACCUCGAAGGAAACUAAUGCAAACAAAAAUAAUGGCAAUGCAGAAAAAGCUCCAAGAUUCCUCUUUGCGCCAUGAUAUAGACAUGAGGAGUUUUAAGAACCUCCGUGUAGCUGACAGAAAUGUUUUCAAGGAUAGAAGACAGCGGUCACGCCAAUCGUUGUAUGACGACGACGAAAUAUAG